AUGAAAGACAUGAAAAUGAAAGAAUAGAUGGUGAAAGAAAGCCAAAAGAAGAGUAGAGUAGAUAAGAGAAGAAAAGCAGAGGAGAUAAGAAGUACAGGGGUGUGGGAGCCAAGAAUCACAGAACAGAGAUGAUGCAGGGGGCAUUGGAGCGGAUGGACAUGUGAACAGAAGAGAACAGAGAAGCAGAAUAAGUGAAAUAGAAAAGAAGCAAAGGGGGAAACACAAGACAGGUGAAGAGAAGACAGGAAAAUAAGGAAAUAAAGGGCAAGAGAGUUGAAGAAAAGAGAAAAAAGAGAAGAUAAGAAUAAAUAAAAAAGAUACAACAGAAAGACAAUAUAUAACAGCGCUGCAGCAUUUAUAGCACAGAGAUGGUGCAGGGGGCAUCCGAGUUGAUGGGCAUGUGCCUGGGCAUCGUGGGUCUCCUGGGGGCAGCCGUCACCACCGGACUGCCCAUGUGGAAGGUCACAGCCUUCAUCGGAGAGAACAUCAUUGUCAUGGAAACGCGCUGGGAGGGCCUGUGGAUGAACUGCUACCGGCAGUCCAACAUCCGCAUGCAGUGCAAAGUCUACGACUCCUUGCUCUUCCUGCCCCCGGAGCUGCAGGCCGCCCGAGGCCUCAUGUGCUGCUCGCUCGCGCUGUCUGGCAUCGGCCUGUUGGUGGCGCUGGUGGGUUUGCGUAGCCUGCACUGCCUGUCGGGGCAGCUGAGGCUGAAGCGCAUCCUGCUGAUGGUGGCGGGGGGCAUGCAGGUGCUGGCCUCCGCCUGCGUCUUCAUCCCCGUCUCCUGGACCGGCCACGCCAUCAUCCGCGACUUCUACAACCCGCUGCUGAUCGACGCGCAGCGCCGGGAGCUGGGCGAGGCGCUCUACAUCGGCUGGGUGUCAGGUGCCGUCUUGUUUGCCGCCGGCCUGGUGUUCCUGUGCUGCUGGCGGAUCGUGAAAGAGGAAGGCUCGUUCGACGUCUACCAGCCGGGGUACUACUACGCCCCCGGUGCCAAGCCCACCCUCACCCGCUUCCACCCGCUGGCCAGCUCCAUGAGCUCCGCCAUGCAGCAGCAGCCCAUGCUGAUGCACCAGACCAGCUUCCUGGCACCACCGUCAUCGGUACACAGUAUGCCCCCCAUGGCUCCACAAGGCCCAUAUCCCUUCAACCCUCAACAAACCAUCCAGUACGGGCAACAACAGUUCGUCCCUGCUGCUGCUGCUGCACCUAUGGUGUACCCAGCAGCCAAUGCCAUGCCAUUGUACCCACCACCAGCAGCAUCCUUCACAAAGGGAGGUCCUCAACACCAGUUGACCCCAAGGGAGUCUCUCUACUACAGCCAAAGCCAGCACUCCACGCCGUACACCGCCACGUCCCAGACGCCAUACGCUUCGUACCAGUCCAACUCCAGCUUCCACCCGGUGCAGCAGAAGCCGGUGUUCAUCGGGUACGACUACUCCAGGGUGGCGCCCUCACACUCCAGCUCCAGCUCAGGCAUGCGGAUAUGAGGACCUGCUACAGACUAUCAAUUAUACUGUACACACACGCGCGCACACGCGCGCGUACACACACACACACACACACACACACACACACACACACACACACACACACACACACACACACACACACACACACACACACACACACACACACACACACACACACACACACACACACACGCGCACACACACACACACACACUAUUCAGUUGACUAUCUGUACAAAUACUGGGGAACGUGUUACACAGAUUCAGUUAUAGGCGUUUGAUUAAUCGUGACCCUGACUGACUGUGAAUCUACUGCUAAAAUGGAUGAAGAACUGGAUUGGGCUAAGUACCAGCUCUGACAGUAAUUGUGAACUUUUGCACUGGAGGAACGGGGGAAUGCAGAACUUUUGGGAGAAUGUUUUUUUCUCCUUGAAAACAAGCAGAUCUGACUAGGUGCACUAACUUGGAUAGGCCUACUACACUGUCCAUGUGAAAUAGAAUGGUAUAGAGAAAAUGCAUGAAUGCAAAUCUAUCAGCAGUGCACCAUGCAUUAUAUCACCAGUAAGUAUAGCAUUUUAAUACUUACGUAUAUCCAAUAUACUGUAAUAUUUAUCACAGAACAUAAAUUGCACUGUACACACUUUUUCUCUACUUGUGAUUACACUUCUUAUUUACAAAAUUGAAUUAUGUUAAGUCAAAUCAUUGACACAAAAAGGAUGCAUAGCCUACAACAUUUUUCUUGGGCUAUAACUCCAGCUGCCAGGACUAACAUGCAGUUCUCUUCUUUUGAAAUGUAUAAACAGCUAUUUUUGUACACCAAAACCAUGAUAGGCCUAGGGACAUCACCAAACCAGAAAUGGUGUUUCUGUCAACAUUAGAGUUGCCCUCCAUCAGAUAAGCAUGUUGUUGUCAACACCAAGGGAUGCAGGCUACUGGACUACUGUGAAGUAGAACAAUGACUAAUGACUUGGCACAAUAAUUUAUUAGAAAAACUCAAAUGGU
Engraulis encrasicolus (European anchovy) is the source of this 2470-nucleotide messenger RNA. Its product is annotated as claudin-8-like. The coding region runs from base 369 to 1487 and encodes 372 amino acids. The transcript is spliced from 2 exons. Gene Ontology annotation, cellular component: plasma membrane; bicellular tight junction. The record is from RefSeq and is a predicted model, not a curated record. NCBI's taxonomy places the organism in Eukaryota, Metazoa, Chordata, Actinopteri, Clupeiformes, Engraulidae. Gene Ontology annotation, molecular function: structural molecule activity. Gene Ontology annotation, biological process: bicellular tight junction assembly; cell adhesion.